Fragaria vesca subsp. vesca is the source of this 1704-nucleotide messenger RNA. RefSeq names its product probable E3 ubiquitin-protein ligase HERC2-like. The transcript is spliced from 7 exons. Lineage: Eukaryota; Viridiplantae; Streptophyta; Magnoliopsida; Rosales; Rosaceae. The record is from RefSeq and is a predicted model, not a curated record. The coding region runs from base 1 to 1335 and encodes 444 amino acids.
AUGACCGCCUACCACUCUCUCCGCCACCGCUCUCUCACGCACCUCACGCGCCACUUCUCCACCGCAACCAAAACCAAAACCCAAAUCCCCACUCUCUAUUCCCCCAACGACGCCGCACCCACCACCGCCCUCCAGCUCCUCUCCUGGGGCCGCGGCGCCUCCGGCCAACUCGGCGGCGGCAUCGAGGAAAUCCGCCUCUACCCAUCUCCGGUAGCCAACCUCGCCGUCCCUUCCUCCUCCUUCACUCUCUCACCGACUCCGGGCAAACUCCCAACACCCAAAGCCGGCAAUGACGUCAUGGAGGUGGGCAUUUCUUGUGGGCUGUUUCACUCUUCGCUAUUGGUGGACGGCAAGGUUUGGAUUUGGGGUAAAGGCGACGGAGGUCGGCUUGGUUUUGGGCAUGAGAACUCUGCGUUUCUGCCCACUUUGAAUCCCUAUUUGGAUUCGAUACGGUGCGUUUCGCUUGGUGGGUUGCACUCUGUUUCGCUCACCACUCUCGGCGAGGUCUAUACUUGGGGUUAUGGUGGUUUUGGUGCGCUUGGACAUUCUGUCUAUACUAGAGAAUUGUUCCCUAGAUUGGUUGAAGGUUCAUGGAGUGGGAGAAUACAGCAUGUUUCAACUAGUGGGACGCAUACGGCUGCCAUUACGGAAUCAGGAGAACUUUAUACUUGGGGUCGAGAUGAAGGGGAUGGUAGAUUGGGCCUUGGUCCCAAUCGGGGCCCAAAUGAGGGUGGUGGACUGAGCAUUCCCUCCAAAGUGAAAGCAUUACCUAUGCCUGUGGCUGCUGUUUCUUGCGGAGGGUUUUUCACUAUGGUACUAACUGAAAAUGGGGAACUUUGGAAUUGGGGAGCAAACUCUAACUUUGAGCUUGGAAGGGGUGAUAGGGUUGGUGGCUGGCAACCAAAAGCCGUACCUAGUCUUGUAGGCGUUCGUAUCAUUCAGGUAGCAAGUGGUGGAUAUCAUUCUAUUGCAUUAACUGACGAAGGUAAAGUACUUUCUUGGGGCCAUGGUGGACAUGGUCAGUUGGGCAACUCUUCGGUCCAAAAUCAAAAAACACCUACAACUGUUAAGGCUCUAACUGAUGAGCGUGUCAUCUAUAUAGCUUGUGGAGGUUCAUCUUCAGCGGCUAUAACAGAUACAGGUAAGUUGUAUAUGUGGGGAUACACCAAAGAUUCUCAGUUAGGAGUUCCUGGGCUGCCAGAGAUACAGUCAAGCCCUGUUGAAGUUAAAUUUCUUAUGGAAGAUGAUGGAUUAGGACCCCACAAUGUUCUUUCUAUUGCAGUUGGUGCAUCUCAUGCUGUGUGUUUGGUUUCAAGGGGUAAAUCAUCCAAGUGAGCUGCAAUGGGGGAGAAAAUGAAUUUCUCUAAAAUCAAGAGGUUAAACUGAUACAAGAUUACAAUGAGAGAAAGGUGAGGAUCGCUAGUCAAUUGAGAUUCAUAUACCACAAAAUAAUAGAAUUCAGGAUAUAAAUUUGGAAUACUUGAGUGCUAGAAGCUGCUUUCCCUUCUCACUCUGGCACAGUUUCUACAUCAAUGCUCCCUACUGAACUUGUUCAAAAUCAAGCCCCUCCAAAUGCUAUGCCUCAGAGCCUGUUGCAAGAUCUGAUGACAUUUGACAGAACACAAUUAUUGUACCCAGUUUUCCAUUUUUUUAAACAUUACUGUAGAAGUGGUAGAUAUCCCAUUGUGUAUUAUUCUUGACUUC